CCCGUGAGCACUCGGAUAGAUAGCGCUGCUGCGCUGUCUCCAGCGUGGGCUGCCGCUACAGGAGCAGAGGAACCUCUGAGUCAACCGUGAGCCGCACGGGGCAGGACACCACCGAGCAGCCUCACCGAAGAGCACGAAAUCCACAGGGCAUCUAAAAACACUAAAAAUGACAGCCACAAAGCCACAGAGCAUGCUCCGAGAAGCCUCUCGUCAGGUCAUCGCCGGUGGAUCCGCUGGUCUGGUAGAGAUCUGCUUGAUGCAUCCCCUCGAUGUGGUGAAGACGAGGUUUCAGAUCCAAAGAGGAACCACUGACCCCACCAGCUACAAGAGCCUGGGUCACUGCUUCCGGACAAUUUUCCAGAGUGAAGGAGUAUUUGGAUUCUACAAGGGAAUCCUACCUCCUAUUCUGGCAGAGACACCAAAGAGAGCAGUCAAGUUUUUCACCUUUGAGCAGUACAAGAAGUUGCUGAAUUUGACCCCUUUGUCUCCCGGUGUGGCGCUGUCUGCAGCAGGGCUUGGUUCUGGCUUGACUGAGGCUUUAGUGAUCAAUCCAUUCGAGGUGGUGAAAGUCAGUCUCCAGGCCAACAGGGAUUCCUUCAAAGAGCAACCCUCCUCCUUUGCCCAAGCAAGAUGGAUAAUUAAGUCAGACGGCUUUGGACUGAGGGGCCUUAAUAAAGGAUUAACAUCAACACUGGGGCGCCAUGGAGUUUUCAACAUGAUCUACUUUGGCUUCUACUUCAAUGUCAAGGACGCUAUUCCUACCAACCCGGACCCUACCCUAGAGUUCCUGCGCAAGUUUACCAUCGGCCUGUUGUCUGGGACCAUCUCCUCCUGUGUGAAUAUUCCCUUCGAUGUUGCCAAGAGCCGGAUCCAGGGCCCCCAGCCAGUGCCAGGAGAGAUCAAGUACCGCACCUGCUUCCAGACCAUGGCACUAGUGUACCGCGAAGAGGGGUAUUUGGCACUAUACAAGGGAUUGGUUCCCAAGAUAAUGAGGCUUGGACCAGGUGGAGCAGUAAUGCUGUUGGUCUAUGAAUAUGUGUCUGAGUGGCUGCAGAGAAACUGUUUGUUCUUAAUACACGGAUCAAACUUGGCACCAGAAGCCCAUGGCAUCGCAAAGGCAUGCGGAGAGUCUCUUUUGAUGUCGUUCCAUAAUUAUACUGGAUGCUGGGGGCAAACCGUCCUGCCUGAGACAAUCAGUCACAAAACUGUCAACAUCUUUGAGAGCUUCCUGUUUUCCACGUUAUUUUAAAAAACAACAACAACAAUUUAACAUGCAGUUCAGUUUUUUCAAUAAUCAUUUUUUGGCUUUGUCAAGAAAAGUGCUAUGGAAAAUAUGAAGGUUUUGGUGCACCCUGCACCAUGAAAAUGGACAGUAUUCGAUGGGAUUCUUCUGUUUUUAAUGUACCUCCAAAAAAAAA
Pundamilia nyererei is the source of this 1418-nucleotide messenger RNA. It is a transcript of the gene slc25a21, whose product is annotated as solute carrier family 25 member 21. The transcript has 12 exons. Lineage: Eukaryota; Metazoa; Chordata; Actinopteri; Cichliformes; Cichlidae. The record is from RefSeq and is a predicted model, not a curated record. The coding region runs from base 167 to 1249 and encodes 360 amino acids.